AUGGCGACGGGCGUUGCGCAAAGCAACCUGUUAGAGUCACCGCAUCAAACCCCCGAGUCUUCCGACCUCGAGGCUGCCCUUCCGAACUACUUCUCCCGCUGCGGUCCUCACGGACGCUUUACUUGCUCGGGGACGUCCACUCACUCAAACUCGUCUGGCGAAGAAUGGAUUAUCAAUGACUUGGACCAGAGACGCGGUGUUAACGUCCAUGUUUCAUCCACCGGCCAAGUCGAUAAAACCUUUGUCUUUGAGGCUGUUGAGAAAUUCAUCGACACCCUUCCACCCGGUGUUUUGGAGGAUUACGACGACGUCUAUUCCUGGGCUCCGUUGUACCGGGAACGCACCGCCUUCCCUAAGCACCUGCCAACGGUUCGUCGCGAAGAGCUCACCGAACGUCGUCGGCUUGGGAACCAACUCGAUCUGGUCACUUACUUACCGCCAUCGGGCAGGAUGAAAAUGGCCAUGUUCAAAUACCACUUGGAUGGAACCGACGUCGCCACUGCGUGGCACGAGACAAAUUGCGUCUCAAGUAUACCGCCACACGCCAAUAUUGUCCCGUUCGAUGCCCUCGUCGUGGCUUCAAUCAACACCGUCGACAGGGUAGUCGGCUUUACUACACGUUACGUCACCAGCGGGACGCUGUGGGAGAACAAAGACUACGUCUUCAAGCUCAAAUACCUCGAACAGCUCAUCAGUGUCGGUCCUGUCCCCUUACCCACCGGCCUCUGGCCCUCAGCAAAAUUGGGCUGGGAAGGCGACCGGCACAAUCGUUAUGCGUUCGGAUACAAAGAAGACCGCAACGAUGUGAAGUUCAUCAAGCUAACAGUGCAAGAGCUUAUCACCCGAGAGUUUUGUUCCCGCCCGAACUUCCAAUCCCACGAACUUGACAUGUCCCAAGUCACGCUCAAGGAGGAGUGGGUGCCGCAUGAGGAUGCGAAACUCGACAGCCCUAUGGAGGCAUACAGGCGGGUCCUCGAUGAUUGGGUCAAAAGAAGGGAUGAAAGCGAGAUUGAUCACUUCAGCAAAGCGUCGAAUCCUCUCGACUGGCUACCGCUGCCUGUUGAUGACACCAUGCGAUUGGAUCCAUCAUUUCGACUAGGAAAUACGCGGGCCAUGAUGUCUGCUUAUGUGAAGAAGUAUCUGACGUGGGAGCGCCCACCGACGGUCUCUUUGCCACAGGUCCUAAAGGGGAAACAGCUCCUUGCGACUGGAGAGGUUGUCGAAGAUGACGGAGGAGAAAGUGGUGCUCUGGGCAGCCCAGCGGGGUGCUCCGACUUGCAAUCGGUUCUCACCAAUACAGGACUCAACAGCAAAGACCAGAUCACCAAAAUCAUGCCUCGAGGAUACUAUCUCGCGCAGGGUCUCAUCCCUCUUGGCUACAGCAGCAGCGACGAUGAGGAGGGUCCGUGUGAACUUCCCGACGGCCGCCUGGUUUGCGGUCCGCACGGGUUCGUGGUUUGUGGCAAGUGCUGCGUCGACUACAGCUUCAUGGACGAUAUUCUGAGCAACCAGGGCAACGACGAUGGCGAAGAAGAGGAGGAGUCCGAUGAGGACAGCGGCGGGGAUGGGAUAGAGCCUGACUUUACUCAGCACCAUUUGGGCCCUCCACUGCUAAAGGGCACCGGCCGAUCUUGGCCCUCAAAGUUCAUCCCGCCUUCGACCACGGACACGCCCGCCGAGUUGUUCUCUGGUCGCAGGCAACAUAUGCGUGUCAUCAGAUACACCCAUCGAGACGACGCCAGCACUGUUCUAAUCCGUACAGACGGUGCUUGCCUCGAGAAUGGCCAGGCCAAUCCCAAGGCCGGCUGGGCUUUCUGGCAUGGCGUUAACGACGAGGGCACUCAACUCGUUGUCAGCGCCAGCCUCGAGGCCAGGGGUCCUUUUGGCGCCGCCGCCGCUCAGACCAGCAAUCGCGCCGAGCUCCGUGCAGUGAUCGCUGCGCUGCGCUUCCGGCACUGGCCUGGCGAAGGGUUCGACACCUUUGUCGCCGCUACCGAUUCCGAAUAUGUGGUCGAAGGCGCUACCAAGUGGGUCAGGACGUGGAUCAGAAACGGUUGGAAGACCAGUGCCGGGCGCGACGUCAAGAACAAGGACUUGUGGGAGGCGCUGCUGGGAGAGGUCGAGCGGUUUUCGGACGACGGCAUGGCCAUCCAGUUCUGGAGGAUCCCGCGCGAGUGGAACACUGUCGCGGAUGCAGCUGCGAAAAGCGCUGCUGCCCAAGAAGAGACGCCGAGCCAGUGGUCCGAGAUCAUCGGAAUGAACAUCUGA
Chaetomium globosum CBS 148.51 is the source of this 2268-nucleotide messenger RNA. RefSeq lists its product as uncharacterized. The record is from RefSeq and is a predicted model, not a curated record. The transcript has 5 exons. Gene Ontology annotation, biological process: DNA replication, removal of RNA primer. Gene Ontology annotation, molecular function: nucleic acid binding; RNA-DNA hybrid ribonuclease activity. Lineage: Eukaryota; Fungi; Ascomycota; Sordariomycetes; Sordariales; Chaetomiaceae. Bases 1 to 2268 code for a protein of 755 amino acids.